Molecule: messenger RNA, 1101 nt
Organism: Fonsecaea erecta
Lineage: Eukaryota; Fungi; Ascomycota; Eurotiomycetes; Chaetothyriales; Herpotrichiellaceae
Exons: 2
Coding region: 1-1101 (366 amino acids)
Molecular function (GO): dioxygenase activity
Source: RefSeq, a predicted model, not a curated record
AUGGCAACCCAAGUAACCCCUGAAGCACUGACAGCGCCAACACAAUCGUUUGACAAUGCUCCACCAUUCCCAGAGGAUGUGCCGAUGGCCCCUCUCCUACGCCUGUCUCUGGCCAAACUGCUCGAAAGGGAUCCUGACGAGGUGAAUCGUUUCGUGCGAGCUUGCGAGGACCUCGGAUUCUUCUAUCUAGACUUGAGUGGCCCAGGGGACUCUCUGCUUGCCGAUGCAGACCAACUAUUUAAAGUCGGCGAGGAGUUGUUUGAGCUCCCAUUGGACGAGAAACGGCAGUACGAUUUCCAGAAAAAGAAGUCGUAUUUUGGCUACAAAGGCUAUGGAGCCAACGUCGUUGACCGGAAUGGUAAUCUCGACCGCAACGAGUUCUACAAUGUGUCCAAAGAUGACAUAUUUGGCAUCAUGGAUCCCUUGCCCGCUCCAGAAGUCCUCAGCACACGACGCCCCCUUCUGAAAUCGUUCAUGUCGUCAGCUCAUGGAAUUGUCACACUGGUCCUAGAAUUGCUCAACGACCACCUUAAACUACCAUCGAAUACCUUACAAGGCAUGCAUCGCCUUGAAGGCCAUUCGGGAGAUCAGGUCCGUUUCAUCAAAGCUCCACCACAGCCUAUGGACGACCGGCGGACAGCGUUGGGUGAGCAUACCGAUUUUGGAAGUGUGACGGUCCUCUUCAAUCGUCUGGGAGGUCUGCAGGUCCUUCCGCCCGGACGCGACGCACAAUGGUGCUAUGUAAAGCCCCUCCCAAAUCAUGCCAUCAUCAACCUGGGCGAUGCGAUGGUGAAAUUUACAAACGGUCUUCUCAGGUCUAACAUACAUCGUGUGGUUUCUCCACCCGGAAAGCAGGCAGACCACACCAGAUACUCGCUGGUGUACUUCAAUCGACCGGAAAAUGACGUGAUGCUGAAGCGGCUGGAGGGAAGCGAAAUGAUUCCUCCACUGGAGAAGGACGCAGUCGAGGAAGAUAUUACCAGUCAAGAUUGGAUUUUGAGACGAGCGCUAGGUCAUCGGAUUGAACUGUUCGGCAAGGAUGCGUCGGACUUUGACAAGAUCCAAGGGACAGAGAAGAUCAGUCAGCGUGCUUACCUGUAA